This is a messenger RNA of Cynocephalus volans (Philippine flying lemur), 4736 nucleotides long. Its product is annotated as zinc finger protein 208-like. NCBI's taxonomy places the organism in Eukaryota, Metazoa, Chordata, Mammalia, Dermoptera, Cynocephalidae. Gene Ontology annotation, cellular component: nucleus. The record is from RefSeq and is a predicted model, not a curated record. Bases 190 to 4368 code for a protein of 1392 amino acids. Gene Ontology annotation, molecular function: DNA-binding transcription activator activity, RNA polymerase II-specific; RNA polymerase II cis-regulatory region sequence-specific DNA binding. Gene Ontology annotation, biological process: regulation of transcription by RNA polymerase II. The transcript has 6 exons.
GCUGGGACGUGCGAUGUCGGAAGCCGCCGGCGCUUACCAGACGAGAGGCACAGCGGCCGGUAGCAGGGCUUAGGUUGGGCCGUGAGGUGCUGUGUGGGGCCUGUGGCUGCCCUGUGCGCCGCCCUCCCGCCAAGGGCGCCAGAGCACGACAGCGACCACCCAGGACCAGUUCUGCUGCUACGGAUUCAUAUGCAUUUCAACAGCAACAAAAUACGAAUAAAUCUUGGCUGUGUGCCAGAGUACUCUGUGCAUUUCCAAGAGCAACAAAAAAUGAAUAAAUCUUACGGGUUGGUGUCAUUUGAGGAUGUGGCUGUGGACUUCACCUGGGAAGAGUGGCAGGAACUGGAUGAUGCUCAGAGAACUUUGUACAGGGAUGUGAUGCUAGAGACCUACAGCAACCUGGUAUUGUUGGGAUGCUACAUUACCAAACCCAAUGUGAUCUUCAAAUCAGAGCAAGAAGCAGAGGCAUGGAUGGUAGAAAAUGCCCCAAACCAGAGCCUACAAGAUCUCCAUAUAGUCAAUAAUCAAAUUGAGAAAAGUCAAGAAAAUCACAGUAAAUACUUGUGGCAAGUUUUAAUCACCGACAGCAAAACAUCAACUGAGGAGAGAGUUAAGUUGGAAAAAACAUUUAAUUUGAGCUCAAACUGUACUUCAAAUCUGAUUAUAAACAGUGAAAACUCUUCAGAAAUUAACAUUGAGAAGUUUAAUGUAUGUAAGUAUGCACUUCCUCCUAGAAAUCCUGAUAAGACGCAUGCUGGAGAGACACCUGAUGACCAAAAUAAAACUGGGAAAUCCCACACACACUGUGAGCAUCUUAGUCAGAAUAACAAGAUUCAAGUUGGGCAGUACCCUUUUGAAUAUAGUAAACCAGGGAAAGCCUUCAACACAGAGCCAAUAUUAUUGGCACAUAAGAAGCUUCAUUUGGGAGAAACUACCUGUAAAUACAAUGAAUGUGGGAAAGCCUUUUAUAACUCAGCUCUCCUUGACCAAGAGAUAACUCAGGUAUUGAGGAAAACAUUUCAAUGUGAUGUAUGUGGGAAAGUAUUCUAUAAAAAGUCUGAACGCACUAAACAUCAGCAAAUACACACAGCAGAAAAAUCCUACAAAUGUAAAGAAUAUGAUAAAUCCUUCAUGAAGAAGUUAUCUCUUACAGUCCACAAAUGGACACAUACAGGGGAGAAGCUUUAUACAUGUAAUGACUGUGGAAAAACUUUUCACCAGAACUCACUCUUCAGAAGUCGUCAGAGAACUUACACAGGUGCCAAACCAUAUGAAUGUAAUGAAUGUAGGAAAUCUUUUUCCCACAACUCAGCCCACCAUACACAUAAGAGAAUUUAUGCAGGGGAGAGGUCCUAUGAAUGUAAUGAGUGUGGAAAAACCUUUUACCGGAAGUCAGACCUCAGCAAGCAUCAGAGAAUUCACACAGGGGAAAGGCCCUAUAAAUGUAGUGAGUGUGGAAAAACCUUUUACUAUAAGUCACACCUCAGCAGGCAUCAGAGAAUUCACACAGGUGAAAGGCCCUAUAAAUGCAAUGAGUGUGGAAAAACCUUUUACCAGAAGUCAAACCUUAGCAUGCAUCAGGUAAUUCACACAAAGGAGAAGCCUUAUGAAUGUAAUGAGUGUGGAAAAACCUUUCCCCUGAAGUCAGUCCUUAGUAUACAUCAGAGAAUCCAUACAGGGGAGAAGCCCUAUGAAUGUAAUGAGUGUGGAAAAGCCUUUCACCGGAAGUCAAUCCUCAGUACACAUCGGAGAAUCCACACAGGUGAGAAACCAUAUGAAUGUAAGGUAUGUAGUAAAUCUUUCUUCUACAAAUCACAUCUCAAUAGACAUAAGAGAAUUCACACUGAAGAAAGUCGCUAUGAAUGUAAUGAGUGUGGAACAACCUUUCCUUGUAAGUCAAACCUCUGUGCACAUCAGAGAACUCACACAGGUGAGAAACUGUAUGAAUGUAAGGAAUGUAGAAAAUCUUACUUCUAUAAAUCACAUCUCAAUAGACAUAAGAGAAUUCACUCAGGUGAAAGCCCCUAUAAAUGCAAUGAGUGCGGAAAAACCUUUCACCAGAAGUCAAUCCUCAGUAUGCAUCAGGUAAUUCACACAAAUGAGAAGCCCUAUGAGUGUAAUCAGUGCGGAAAAGCCUUUUCCCUGAAGUCAGUCCUUAGUAUACAUCAGAGAAUUCAUACAAGGGGGAAGCUCUAUGAAUGUAAUGAGUGUGGAAAAGCCUUUCACCGGAAGUCAGACCUCAGCAAGCAUCAGAGAAUUCACACAGGGGAAAGGCCCUAUAAAUGUAGUGAGUGUGGAAAAACCUUUUACUAUAAGUCACACCUCAGCAGGCAUCAAAGAAUUCACACAGGUGAAAGGCCCUAUAAAUGCAAUGAGUGUGGAAAAACCUUUUACCAGAAGUCAAACCUUAGCAUGCAUCAGGUAAUUCACACAAAGGAGAAGCCUUAUGAAUGUAAUGAGUGUGGAAAAACCUUUCUCCUGAAGUCAAUCCUUAGUAUACAUCAGAGAAUUCAUACAGGGGAGAAGCCCUAUGAAUGUAAUGAGUGUGGAAAAGCCUUUCACCGGAAGUCAGUCCUCAGUACACAUCAGAGAAUCCACACAGGUGAGAAACCAUAUGACUGUAAGGAACGUGGUAAAUCUUUUUUCUACAAAUCACACCUCAAUAGACCUAAGAGAAUUCACACUGAAGAAAGUCGCUAUGAAUGUAAUGAGUGUGGAAAAACCUUUUACCGGAAGUCAGACCUCAGCAAGCAUCAGAGAAUUCACACAGGGGAAAGGCCCUAUAAAUGUAGUGAGUGUGGAAAAACCUUUUACUAUAAGUCACACCUCAGCAGGCAUCAGAGAAUUCACACAGGUGAAAGGCCCUAUAAAUGCAAUGAGUGUGGAAAAACCUUUUACCAGAAGUCAAACCUUAGCAUGCAUCAGGUAAUUCACACAAAGGAGAAGCCUUAUGAAUGUAAUGAGUGUGGAAAAACCUUUCCCCUGAAGUCAAUCCUUAGUAUACAUCAGAGAAUUCAUACAGGGGAGAAGCCCUAUGAAUGUAAUGAAUGCGGAAAAACCUUUCACCAUAAGUCAAUCCUCAGUACGCAUCAGAGAAUCCAUACAGGGGAGAAGCCCUAUGAAUGUAAUGAGUGUGGAAAAGCCUUUCACCGGAAGUCAAUCCUCAGUACACAUCGGAGAAUCCACACAGGUGAGAAACCAUAUGAAUGUAAGGUAUGUAGUAAAUCUUUCUUCUACAAAUCACACCUCAAUAGACAUAAGAGAAUUCACACUGAAGAAAGUCGCUAUGAAUGUAAUGAGUGUGGAAAAACCUUUCCCUGUAAGUCAAACCUCUGUGCACAUCAGAGAACUCACACAGGUGAGAAACUGUAUGAAUGUAAGGAAUGUAGAAAAUCUUACUUCUAUAAAUCACAUCUCAAUAGACAUAAGAGAAUUCACUCAGGUGAAAGCCCCUAUAAAUGCAAUGAGUGCGGAAAAACCUUUCACCAGAAGUCAAUCCUCAGUAUGCAUCAGGUAAUUCACAUAAAUGAGAAGCCUUAUGAAUGUAGUGAGUGUGGAAAAACCUUUCCCCUGAAGUCAGUCCUCAGUAUACAUCAGAGAAUUCAUACAAGGGGGAAGCUCUAUGAAUGUAAUGAGUGUGGAAAAGCCUUUCACCGGAAGUCAGACCUCAGCAAGCAUCAGAGAAUUCACACAGGGGAAAGGCCCUAUAAAUGUAGUGAGUGUGGAAAAACCUUUUACUAUAAGUCACACCUCAGCAGGCAUCAAAGAAUUCACACAGGUGAAAGGCCCUAUAAAUGCAAUGAGUGUGGAAAAACCUUUUACCAGAAGUCAAACCUUAGCAUGCAUCAGGUAAUUCACACAAAGGAGAAGCCUUAUGAAUGUAAUGAGUGUGGAAAAACCUUUCCCCUGAAGUCAGUCCUUAGUAUACAUCAGAGAAUCCAUACAGGGGAGAAGCCCUAUGAAUGUAAUGAAUGCGGAAAAACCUUUCACCAUAAGUCAAUCCUCAGUACACAUCAGAGAAUCCAUACAGGGGAGAAGCCCUAUGAAUGUAAUGAGUGUGGAAAAGCCUUUCACCGGAAGUCAAUCCUCAGUACACAUCGGAGAAUCCACACAGGUGAGAAACCAUAUGAAUGUAAGGAAUGUAGUAAAUCUUUUUUCUACAAAUCACAUCUCAAUAGACAUAAGAGAAUUCACGCUGAAGAAAGUCGCUAUGAAUGUAAUGAGUGUGGAAAAACCUUUCCCUGUAAGUCAAAUCUCAGUGUACAUCAGAGAACUCACACAGGUGAGAAACCAUAUGAAUGUAAGGAAUGUAGAAAAUUUUUCUACUAUAAAUCACAUCUCAAUAGACAUAAGAAAAUUCACAGAUAAGAAAUGAAUGUGAGUGUGGAAAUACCUUUCACUGUAAGUCAAACCUCAGUACACAUCAGAGAAUUCACAUAGGUGAGAAGUCAUAUGAAUGUAACACAUGUAGAAAAUCUUAUACCGCAAGUCACAUGUCAGUAGACAUGAGAAAAUUCACAUAGGAAAAGACCAAUGGAUUUAAUGUAUGUGAAAAUACUUUUCCCUACAAAUCACACCUGAGUAAGCAUCAGAGAAGACAAACAAAAGUGAUGGCCUAUAAAUGUACAGCUGCUUUUUGGUUACCACAGGGGAUGGGUUCCAGGACUUCUCCGUCAUGCCAAAGGCUGUGAAUGCUUAAGUCUUAUAUAAUGUGGCACAGUAUUUUUGUAACAUUG